CCAGCCGCACUGACACCGUCCACCCCGGGCGAGGGGGGGAAGCAGGAGCCGGAGAGGGGGAGAGAGAGAGAGAGAGAGACGAGGCCGCUUUGAGGAAGUGAGAUGAUGAUAACAUAACUGCGCCUCGACAACAACAUCUGCGCGUUUGUCCGCUGACCGGGAGCCGCGAUGCCUCCGCAGCGAGUGUUCGCCCUGCCGCGGCAGCAAUCCCUGCUGCUGCCCGCGGUCAUCAACCCCUUCGUUCAAGACACCAAACUCACCAAAGCCGCGGUGAUUAAAUGUGUCCUGCUGGGGAUCUUCCUGGUCCCUCUUCGAGCCAUCCUCAUCUCCCUGGUCCUGAUGGUGACAUGGCCAGUGUCUGUCAUUAUAACCUUCAAGCAUCCUCUGAAAGGAGCCGUGGAGCCAAUGACAGGCUGGAGACGAUUCUUGUGUCGAAACGUGAUGGCUGCCUUGGGGAGGGCUUACUACUUCUGCAUGGGCUUCAGAGUGGUGGUCAAGGGGAGGCAGGUCACCAGCAGCGAGGCUCCCAUCCUGGCCGUGGCGCCCCACUCCACUUUCUUCGAUGGGAUCGUGUGCAUCGUGGCGGGCCUGCCCUCCACCGUCUCCCGUGUGGAGAACCUGGCCACGCCCAUCUUCGGCAGGUUUGUGCGCUGUCUGCAGCCAGUGCUGGUGUCCAGGAAGGACCCAGACUCCAGGAAGAACACGAUCCAAGAGAUUGACAGCAGAGCGAAGUCAGGAGGCCACUGGCCACAGGUCUUGAUUUUCCCUGAGGGAACGUGUACAAACCGCUCAUGUCUCAUCACUUUCAAGCAAGGUGCCUUCAUCCCAGGGGUCCCUGUGCAGCCCGUGCUCAUGAGAUAUCCCAACUCUAUGGAUACAGUGACUUGGACUUGGCAAGGUUUUUCUUCGAGAACGCUGCUGCUUCUGACCCUCUGCCAGCUCUACACCACAGUAGAGAUAGAGUUCCUGCCGCCGCAUAUCCCCACUGAGGAGGAGAAGAAAAGCGCGCCUCUGUUUGCCAGCAGAGUGCGAGAAACCAUGGCCCGGGCCUUGGGGGUUCCCGUGACGGACCACACAUACGAAGACUGCCGCCUGAUGAUCUCGGCCGGCGAGCUGACGCUUCCCAUGGAGGCUGGCCUGGUUGAGUUCACCAAAAUUAGCCGCAAACUCAAUCUGAAAUGGGACAAUGUGAGGAAGGAGCUGGAGGGUUUUGCAGCCAUGGCCAGUUCCUGUAAAGGUGGACGCAUUACCAUCGAGGAGUUUGCCAGAUUCCUGAAGCUCCCCGUCAGCCCAGUGCUUGAAGAGCUGUUUGCAUUGUUUGACAGGAACGGAGACGGCACCAUUGACUUCAGAGAAUAUGUAAUCGGUGUGAACAUUUUGUGCCGGCCAGCUAACACUGAAGAAGUCCUGCAAAUGGCUUUCCAGCUGUUCGACACGGACGACGAUCAGAAAAUCACCCGCGAGGAGUUUACUGCUCUGCUGCGCUCCGCUCUGGGUGUGUCAGAUCUGAACAUGACCAAACUCUUCAAGGAGAUUGAUGCUGAUGCCUCGGGUUUCAUCACCUUCAAUGAAUUCCAGGCCUUUGCUACGACCCAUCCGGAGUACGCCAAGCUCUUCACCACGUACCUGGAGCUGCAGAGGUACCAGGCCAUCCAGGAGGCGACGCCCGGCGAUCUGGAGCUGGCCAGUCAGAUGUGCUCCGACGAGAAGCAAGAAGACAGCACCUCAGACAAAAAGGACGACUGAGACUGAAUCCAGCUGUGAACUUUAUUCAACCGCACUGAGAGGAAAAACACUCGACCAUCAUCUGACCAUCUUGACACAGUACACACACACAGAAAUAUAUACAUACAUAUAUAUAUAUAUAUAUAUAUAUAUAUAUAUAUAUAUAUAUAUAUAUAUAUAUAUAUAUAUAUAUAUAUAUAUAUAUAUGAAGUCAUUGCCACAGCAGAGCCAUAUUCAGUCAAGCGCUUGCAUUUUUAUAGAUGGAUUUAGGAGUGCUUCUUUUUUCAAUUUUAGUGCCUUAUAGAGAUUUUAAAAUACUACUUCCCCUGAGUCAUUGCACAAGGAUUGUGUAUUUGUGACUUUGUAUGUCUGUAAAGUUUCAUGUGUUUGUUACGUGUCAUGUCAGAAAAUAAGAAAAGGUUGCAGUUGAAAUGAAUUAUGUAAAAAAAAAAAGAAAAGAAAAAGAAAAAAAACUGUGUUUGAGAUAGCUGUUUAAUAUCCAUCCCACCACCUAUACAGCUCA
Salarias fasciatus (jewelled blenny) is the source of this 2248-nucleotide messenger RNA. It is a transcript of the gene lpcat2, whose product is annotated as lysophosphatidylcholine acyltransferase 2. The transcript has 14 exons. Bases 169 to 1746 code for a protein of 525 amino acids. The record is from RefSeq and is a predicted model, not a curated record. Gene Ontology annotation, molecular function: calcium ion binding; 1-acylglycerophosphocholine O-acyltransferase activity; lysophosphatidic acid acyltransferase activity. NCBI's taxonomy places the organism in Eukaryota, Metazoa, Chordata, Actinopteri, Blenniiformes, Blenniidae. Gene Ontology annotation, cellular component: endoplasmic reticulum.